ACAGCUAAGUGGUCCGAUCAACAAUUUUAGUACUUUACAGUUUACAAACCCCCAAAAAUCCCUAACUUUUCAUUGAAGGCCUCGCCAUUUUCCGCCGGACCACUCUAAUCUAAUGGCCUCUCACCACCACCAUUACCACCACCACAACCAGAACACCCAUUCCUCCUCCGCCUCCGCCGCCGUAUGCUGCUCUGGCUGCGGCUGCGGCUGCGGCUGCGCAGCCCCUCUGCAGUCCCCCCCAACAGAGCCUCUUCUCCAAGCCCUCGCCGCUUACCUCCUCCAGCAACAAGUCCAACCUCCUCCGCCUCAACCCCACCUUUACUCUCACUGCCUUAAACCCCAAACCCACGCUCACCAUCAGUAUCAACAUCAACAUCAACAUCAACAUCAACAAAAGCAUCGUUUUCACCGAGAAGACCCCCAACACGCCCAUUCUUCCCUUGUCGCCGCCCUCGCCCGCCGCAUCGACUCCCUCGAAGCCUCUCUCCGCCAUCUCUCUUCUUCUCCCUCUCCUCCUUCUCCUUCGUCUUCUUCUUCUGCUUCUUCUUCUUCUUCUUCUUCUUCCGGUUUAUGUUAUCGACCGUCGUAUUCUCUCCGAGAUGCGGCAGCUCGGACGAUACAGACCCACUUCCGAGCCUUCCUUGUUCGCAGAUCGAGAGCUCUCAGGCAGCUCAAAGACCUUGCCUUCAUCAAGUCUACUCUCAACGCUCUCAAAUCUUCUGUUUCGGAUCAGACUCACCUCGAUUCAUCAGCUCUUAAGCACAAGGCCAUGGAUUUGCUCCUCCAACUCGACUCUAUUCAGGGCGGGGAUCCGAUGAUCAGGGAUGGGAAAAGGUCGAUUAGUAGAGAACUGGUUCGGUUUUUGGAGUUAGUUGAUGGGGUUUCUGUGAAAAGACGCGAACUUCCCGCCAAAGUUGUGAAGAACAUGAGAUUGGCUCAAAACGGCAGGAAAUCUAGGGUUUUGGUGGAGAAAUUAAGGGAACCAAGCAAACAGAUUCGAGGAUUUUCUAGGGUUUGUGAAAAUGAUGAUGAAGAUGUGGAGCUCGAAGGGUUUCACCAUGCAAGUGAUGACGAAGAAAACCCUGGCGUUGUCGUUAACAGAACGCAUGGGACUCUGGUAAAAAGAUCACGGCUUCAAGCCAAGGUAAAGAAAACUGUGAGCUUCGCAGAGAAUGGGGAUCUCUGUAGGGUUUUAACUAGCACUUAUGAGCCAAUUUCAAGUGGGGAUGUUGCCGGCAUUGAUGAUGAGAGAGAGCUUGCAGAAAAUCUUUGCAGGGAGUUGGAAGAAACUACGGCUGUUUCAAGAGGUUCGGAGGAUGAUGAGGAAGCUCCCCAGAGCAGUGAUGGUGAAAGAAACCGUAGAAGAAAUCUGAGAAGUGGAAGCAAUUAUGAAAUUAGAGGGCAUUAUCAGGGUCCAAAAGAGAAUUUUGUGUUUUCUGCUCCUCUGCCUGUGAAGAUGGAGGAGUCCAGUGCUGAUUCGAUCAAUAAUAAGAGAAUAGCUCUGAAGAUGCGACAAGAAGGUGCCAUUAACCCUGUUUGAAUUUUUGUUCUGCAAAUUUUUAUGGGUAGUGGAUGGAAAUUGAGUUUUCUGUUCCUCAAUUUUUUUUUUCUUUUCUUUCUUUCUCUCUCUUUGGGCGUCUGAGAAUAAGGUUUUGUUUGAUGUAGAUGUGUUUGUGAACUGAGAGAGGGGGAACGAGGAAGAUGGGGGAUUAUGAGUGUUGUGAUUCUUGUGAAUGCAGUCUUCCCCUUGAAUUUGUAAGGCUAUUUAUGGCCAUUGAAUGAUAAGUCACAACAAUGAACAUUGUUAUCAA
Messenger RNA from Malania oleifera, 1811 nucleotides. Its product is annotated as BAG family molecular chaperone regulator 8, chloroplastic. Gene Ontology annotation, biological process: protein folding. The transcript has 2 exons. Gene Ontology annotation, cellular component: plasmodesma. The record is from RefSeq and is a predicted model, not a curated record. Bases 113 to 1540 code for a protein of 475 amino acids. Gene Ontology annotation, molecular function: protein-folding chaperone binding. NCBI's taxonomy places the organism in Eukaryota, Viridiplantae, Streptophyta, Magnoliopsida, Santalales, Ximeniaceae.